AUGGCUCGAAUCGCUCAAGCAAUUAGUGAAAUCGUGACUCCAAAGCCCACGGCGCUCGUUCCAAUUACCAUGGGCAGUGAAGAGAUUGAAGUGGCGGCACUGUGCGAUAUUCUCGCUCGUGGUGGGGUUCGUGUUACAGUGGCAAAUGUUGGCGGAUCCCUUCACCACAUCAUCAAGCUCGCUAAAGGUACAGGUGUGCAAGCAGACAAGCCGCUCGAGUUCUGCGUCAAUGAAGAAUACGAUGUCAUUGCGGUGCCCGGUGGACCUGGAGCGAAGACUUUAGGUGCUUGUCGGAUGCUAACGACACUACUGAAAAAGCAAAAGACUGCUAAGAAACUUUAUGCAGCAGUUGGUGAAGCUACCUACGAAGUGCUUUUUCAUAAUGCGCUAGUUGAAGGUCCGAUGGCUGGUGAUCCUGCAGACAAACUAAUCAUGAGUGAUCUGUACUUUGAUGAUGAUGUGGUUAUAACGGAAAAUUGCGUGACGAGCAAAGGGCCGGCAACAGUCAUCGCCAUGGCUGACGAUGAAAAAAGAAGGAUCGAACAUUUGAUUGCUUGCUGCACCAAACAUUGGAUCAAGGACAGUAAAGAAGCUCUUGGACAAGUUAUUGAAGGUCAGCGAAGUCGAGGUUUAUAA
This is a messenger RNA of Plasmopara halstedii, 636 nucleotides long. Its product is annotated as Putative transcriptional regulator DJ-1. Gene Ontology annotation, cellular component: cytosol; nucleus. Gene Ontology annotation, molecular function: protein deglycase activity. NCBI's taxonomy places the organism in Eukaryota, Oomycota, Peronosporomycetes, Peronosporales, Peronosporaceae. The coding region runs from base 1 to 636 and encodes 211 amino acids. Gene Ontology annotation, biological process: protein deglycation, glyoxal removal; guanine deglycation, glyoxal removal. The transcript has 4 exons. The record is from RefSeq and is a predicted model, not a curated record.